This is a messenger RNA of Pseudopipra pipra, 1288 nucleotides long. It is a transcript of the gene TSPAN10, whose product is annotated as tetraspanin 10. The transcript has 3 exons. NCBI's taxonomy places the organism in Eukaryota, Metazoa, Chordata, Aves, Passeriformes, Pipridae. Gene Ontology annotation, cellular component: plasma membrane. The coding region runs from base 310 to 1272 and encodes 320 amino acids. The record is from RefSeq and is a predicted model, not a curated record.
CCCCAUGCCGCCUCGGUGUCACCGCUAAAUCAGUCCCCCGUGCUGCCUCGGUGCUACACACACAGAUGUCCCCCCGAGACGCACCGCCCGCUGUUUAGUUCCGCAUGCAAGCAGUGCCCUCGGAGGGGGCCCCCCCGGUCCUGUGGGGCGGGGGGGGGAUCGUGUCCAGCUGUGGGGGUGCGGGGGAAUCUGAUCCUGCUGGGGGGGUGGGGAUCGUGCCCAGCUGCGGGGCGGCACCCACAGCCCCAUUUAAGCCCGCCCGCAGCCCCUCACAUGAUGGGAGUGUGACUGGGGUUUGGGCACGAGGCGAUGGCGCUGAGCAGAGCCCGGCUGUCCCAGCCCCACGGGGAGAGCACCCGGCUGCUGCCCCAGGUGUCCAGGCUGGUGGAGCUGCCCUACUCCUCCUGCUCCGAUGACGAUGCUGACGGUGUCUCACUGCCUGGGGACACGGCUGAGCAGGACCCCGGGUUAUGGUGCCCCGUGCCCCCCAAACCCAGCACCUUCAGCUGCUGUGUGCGCUACCUGGCCUUCCUCUGGAACCUCCUCUUCCUCCUGCUGGGGCUGCUGCUCCUGGCUGUGGGGGUCUGGGGGCUGCUGGCCAAGGCUGCCCUGCCCGGGGGGGAGCAUGGGGCACCCCUAGGCUCAGACCCCAUGCUGCUCUUCGUGCUGGGGGGGCUGGGGGCCAGUGCCGUGUCCCUGGCCGGCUGCCUGGGCGCCCUCCGUGCCAGCCCCUGCCUGCUCCGCUUCUUCCUGGGGGCCCUGCUGGCUUUUGCGGGGCUGGAGGUGCUGGGGGGGCUCCUGGUGCUGCUGGCGCGGCGGCGGCUGCGGGACGGGCUGCGGGACCUGCUGCUGCUCUGCCUCCUGCGCUACCAGGAGGACCCCGACCUGCAGUUCCUGGUGGAUGAGGUGCAGAGGAGCCUCCAGUGCUGCGGCCUCAGGUCCUACCGCGACUGGGAGAGCAACCCGUACUUCAACUGCAGCGCCCCGGGGGUGCAGGCGUGCGGCGUGCCGGCCUCAUGCUGCCAGGACCCUCUGGACAGCGGCUCCGUGCCCAAUGCCCAGUGUGGCUUCGGGGUGCUGGCGCUGGGGGCGGCGGCGGCGGGCGCCGUGGUGCACGUGGGGGGCUGCGGGGCCGCGCUGGGCGCGUGGCUGAGGGGCCAGGCCGGGGCCAUCGCCGCCGGCGCCGCCGCCCUGGUGCUGGUGGAGGCCGUGGGUGCCCUCAUGGCACUGAGGGUGCUCAGGGAUGUGGCGGCUUUCCGGGUGUGGGGAUGAUGGGUAGGGGAUGCAG